Humulus lupulus (European hop) is the source of this 1361-nucleotide messenger RNA. Its product is annotated as probable protein S-acyltransferase 16. NCBI's taxonomy places the organism in Eukaryota, Viridiplantae, Streptophyta, Magnoliopsida, Rosales, Cannabaceae. The coding region runs from base 137 to 994 and encodes 285 amino acids. The record is from RefSeq and is a predicted model, not a curated record. Gene Ontology annotation, molecular function: palmitoyltransferase activity. The transcript is spliced from 7 exons.
AAAGGAGCUUGUCAGCACCACCAAACUCGAGACUCCUCACCCAUUUUUGUUUGGGUCCUCAACCUCGGAGGAGACGCCGUCGUUUCGAACGUCGGUGCCUCCGACGCCGUAGGCCUCGACUCUCGAAACCUCAACAAUGAAGAAAACCUCUCGCUUUUCCGUACCCGUAAGCGUCGUCAUUUUGGUUAUAGGUUUCAUUUACUUUUCGACGGUCUUCGUCUUCAUAGAGCAAUGGUUUGGUCUCCUCACUUCUCCUGGGUUAAUGAACGCCGUCGUUUUCACGGCUGUUGCUAUUAUGUGCGUUUUCAACUAUUCCAUCUGCCUGAACACGGAUCCGGGUCAGGUUCCGUCGACAUUCAUGCCGGACGUUGAAGAUUCAGACAACCUUGUUCACGAGAUCAAGCGCAAGGGUGGGGACUUGAGGUAUUGCCAAAAGUGCUCUCACUAUAAACCACCUCGUGCGCAUCACUGCCGUGUCUGCCAAAGAUGUGUUUUACGAAUGGAUCAUCAUUGCAUAUGGAUAAAUAAUUGUGUUGGCCAUGCAAACUAUAAAGCCUUCUUCGUCUUCGUUGUCUAUGCUGUAAUUGCUUGCUUCUAUUCCCUGAUUUUGCUUGUAGGUAGUCUGACAAACGAUUCUCAAAAUGAUGAAGAUGGAAGUGGAAGCUCUUUAAGAACACUAUAUGUAAUUUCUGGGUUGUUGCUAACUCCCUUAGGUGUGGCACUGAGUGUACUCUUAGGCUGGCAUAUCUAUCUAGUUUUGCAAAACAAGACCACGAUUGAGUAUCAUGAAGGAGUGAGAGCAAUGUGGCUUGCAGAGAAAGGAGGGAAUAUCUAUUCACAUCCUUAUGAUCUUGGUGCAUUUGAAAAUCUAACAACGGUACUAGGUCCAAGCAUCUUCUGCUGGAUUUGCCCUACAUCAGGACACAUAGGAACCGGCCUUCGUUUUCGUAAUUCCAGCAAGUUUUCCGCUGCUGCUGAGUCGCAGUCAAAAUGAAGUUUGUUGGUUCUCAAUCUUGGGGUUUGCAUUGGCCGACGAGGCUGACAAUGUGUGAAGAUGUCUUUGCAGUCCUUUUCAAAUCCCCCUGUGCAUAAAGGGUAUACCAUACUGUUAAGUAGGAGAAACGGAUUCUUUCAAACACGAGUUCAAGUGAGGAGCUUGAGGUUGAGCUUGUGGUCCUUGUCAAUGGCUGAAUCUGAGUCUAAUUGUUAUCAAACAACUUUUGAUUUAACUGCAACUGUUGAUAAGUUUUUGUACAAAAGAGGGAAUCACCCUCUACCUCUCACCAACACAACACUAACAACAGUUGUAAGCCUUUGUAUUAACCUUGAAAAAGAAGUAAUUGAGAUUCUUUGUUUGCUUU